Messenger RNA from Phyllostomus discolor (pale spear-nosed bat), 3764 nucleotides. It is a transcript of the gene CHL1, whose product is annotated as cell adhesion molecule L1 like. The record is from RefSeq and is a predicted model, not a curated record. Gene Ontology annotation, cellular component: plasma membrane; axon. Gene Ontology annotation, molecular function: protein binding. Gene Ontology annotation, biological process: cell-cell adhesion; axon guidance. Lineage: Eukaryota; Metazoa; Chordata; Mammalia; Chiroptera; Phyllostomidae.
GUCGUCGCCCUGUGGGGCCGCCGUUCCGGAGCAGCCAUGGAGACGCCCUCGGGUGCCAGGGGCUCGGCGGUCUCACCUCUGAUCCUCUUCUUCCUGCUGGAGCUCGCCGCCGCCGCUGCCGCCACGGAAAUACCCCUCUCAGUCCCGCAGGUGCCGACCAUCACGAAGCAGUCCAACGUGCUGGUCGCCUUCCCCUUCGACGAGCACUUCGAGAUCGAGUGCGAGGCCAAAGGGAACCCGCCACCACAAUUCACGUGGACGAAAGACGACAAGCCCUUCGACCUCUCCGACCCGCGGGUCAUCGCCUCCAACCACUCGGGGACCUUCCGGAUCCCCAACGAGGGGCACGUCGCGCACUUCCAGGGCCGGUACCGCUGCUUCGCCUCCAACCGGCUGGGCGCCGCCGUGUCGGAGGAGAUGGAGUUCAUCGUCCCCAACGUCCCCAAGUUCCCGAAGGAGAAGAUCGAGCCCCUGGAGGUGGAGGAGGGGGACUCGGUCGUGCUGCGCUGCAAGCCCCCCGCCGGCCUGCCCCCGCUGCACAUCUACUGGAUGAACAUCGAGCUGGAGCACAUCGAGCAGGACGAGCGGGUGUACACGAGCCAGGAGGGGGACCUGUACUUCGCCCACGUGGAGGAGAGCGACAGCCGCAGCGACUACGGCUGCUUCGCCGCCUUCCCCCGGCUGCGGACCAUCGUGCAGAAGGUGCCCAUGAGGCUGACGGUCAGCAGCUUAAAGCGUAACUCCUCGGGCCCAUCCACAGAAACUGGUUCUAAGGCGAACUCGAUCAAGCAGAGGGAGCCCAAGCUGCUGCUGCCACCGGACGCCGAGAGGAGCCCCGAGCACCCGGUCACCGUCCUGCGCGGGGACACGCUGUUGCUGGAGUGCUUCGCCGAGGGCCUGCCGACCCCGCGGAUCGAGUGGGAGAAGGUGGGCGGCGACCUGCCCAGAGGCAGGGAGGCCCGGGAGAGCCACGGCAAGGUGCUGAAGGUACAGCAGGUCUCCUACGAGGACCGGGGGCGCUACCGCUGCACGGCCUCCAACGCCCUGGGCGCGGCCACCCACGACUUCCACGUCACGGUCGAAGAGCCCCCGCGCUGGGUGAAGAAGCCGCAGAGCGGCGUGUACAGCACGGGGACCAGUGUCAUCCUGCUGUGCGAGGCGGAAGGAGAGCCCAAGCCCACCAUCCGGUGGCGAGUCAACGGCUUGCCCAUCGAAGAAAACCCGUUCGCGGGCGACGUCGUCUUCCGGGAGGUGAGCUUCGCCAACCUGCAGCCCAACCACUCCGCCGUGUACCAGUGCGAGGCCACCAACGCGCACGGCACCAUCCUGGCCACCGCCAACGUGGACGUCGUCGAUAUCCCUCCGCUGAUACAAACCGACGACGGAGAAGCCUACGCCGCCGUGGCCGGGUCCAGCGUGUCCCUGCUCUGCGACUUCUUCGCCUCGCCGCAGGCGGUGGUGUCCUGGCUGAGGGUGGAGGAGCUCCGGCCCGUGGCGGGGCCGCGGCACCACGUCUAUGACAACGGCACCCUGCGCAUCAGCGGGGCCACCGAGGAGGACGCCGGCUCCUACACCUGCUGGGUGGAGAACGCCAAAGGCAAGACGGCGGUCACGGCCAGCCUGGACGUCCGAGAGGCCACCACCGUCCGGGUCUCCCCUGAGAACCCGCGCGUGCACCGGUCACGCACGCUGGAGCUGCGCUGCGAGAGCCGCUGCGACCCGCACCUGGCGCCCAGUCUGACGCUGGCCUGGAGCAAAGACGGGGACGCGCUGCCGACCAACGGCACGGAGGACGGCAGGGUGGUCCUCGACGGGGCCCGGCUGACCCUCUCCAACGUCACGCCGGAGGACCAGGGUGUGUAUGCUUGCACAGCCCGCACCGCUCUGGACAGCGUGGCCGACAGAACCCACGUGACGGUCCUCGACGUCCCAGACCCCCCGGAGAACCUGCGCCUGUCGGAGCGGCAGAACCGCAGCGUGCGGCUGGCGUGGGAUGCGGGGGACGACCACAACAGCAACGUCACCGAGUACAUCGUGGAGUUCGAAGGAGACAGGGAGGCGCCCGGCAGGUGGGCGGCGCUGACCACGGUCCGCGGGGAGGGAACCUCGGCCCUGCUCUGGCUGGCCCCCUACGUGAGGUACCGGUUCAGGGUCGUCGCCGUGAACGAAGUGGGCAGGAGCCGCCCCAGCAGGCCCUCCGACCACCACGAGACGCCGCCGGCAGCUCCGGACAAGAAUCCACAGAACAUCAGGGUCCAAGCCUCUCAGCCCAAGGAAAUGAUUAUAAAGUGGGAGCCCCUGAAGCCCCUGGAGCAGAAUGGCCCGGGUCUGGAGUACCGCGUGGCCUGGCGGCCCCAGGGUGCGCCCGCUGAGUGGCAGGAGGAGACAGUCCGGGAGCACAGCCUGCGGGUGAUGACGCCGGCGGUCUACGCACCCUACGACGUGCAGGUGCAAGCCGUCAACCGCCUGGGCGCCGGGCCCGAGCCGCGACCCGUGACCCUGUACUCGGGAGAGGACUAUCCCGACGCGGCCCCGGAGGUCCAGGGGGUGGAGGUCGUGAACAGCACGCUGGUCCGAGUCACCUGGUCCUCGGUGCCCAAGGACAGAGUGCACGGGCAGCUGAGGGGAUACCAGAUCACCUGGUGGAAGACCAGGAGCCUGCUGGACGGCCGGCCGCUGCCCAGGGAGGCGCGCUCGCUGCGGCUCCCCGGCCCGCGGGGCUCCGGCAUGCUGCCCGCGCUGGACGCCUUCAGCGAGUUCCGCCUCACCGUCCUGGCCUACAACUCCAAGGGCGCCGGGCCCGAGAGCGAGCCCUACACCUUCCAGACGCCGGAGGGAGUUCCCGAGCAGCCGGCGUUCCUGAAGGUCGUCAAGGUCGACAGGGACGCGGCCACGGUGGCCUGGGGGCUGCCCGAGAAGCUGAACGGCCACCUGGUCGGCUUCCUGCUGCAGUACCAGACGAUCAACGACACGGAGGAGAUCGGGGAGCUGCACGCCGUCAACCUCACCGCUCUGGCCCCGCCCCGCUGGCGCCUGUCGGGCCUGCAAACCAGCACCAAGUACAAGCUCUACCUGCGGGCCUGCACGGCCCGGGGCUGCGGCAAGGCCGUCACGGAGGAGACCGCCACGCUGGGGGCCGGCGGCAAAGGGGCCGGGCCGACGGCAGCAGGAGUCAAUGCCACUCAGCAGGGCCCCCCGCUGGAGGCCCUCCCUGCGCCCGGAGCUGAGCCCGCGGUGCGCCUGCUGACUAAGACCUGGGUGGAUAACAAUAGCAUUUUCGAGGAUGUGGUUGAGGCGAGAGGGAGAGAGCACGCGGGCCUGUACGCGGACAUCGCCACGCAGGGCUGGUUCAUCGGGCUGAUGUGCGCCGUGGCCGCCCUCACGCUCGUCCUGCUGACCGUCUGCUUCGUGAGGAGGAACCGCGGCGGGAAGUACUCAGUGAAGGAGAAGGAAGACCUGCACCCGGACCCGGAGGUGCAGUCGGGGAAGGACGAGACCUUCGGCGACUACAGUGACAGCGACGAGAAGCCGCUGCGCGGGAGCCCCCGGUCCCUGCACCGGGACACGCAGGCCACGGAGAGCGCGGACAGCCUGGUGCAGUACGGGGACGGGGACCACCGCCUGUUCAGCGAGGACGGGUCCUUCAUCGGCGCCUACGCGGGCUCCAAGGAGAGGGGCUCCGCGGAGAGCAACACCAGCUCCGUGGCCACCUUCCCGCUGCGGGCGUGACCGGCCCGCCGGCCUCCUGCGCCCACCUGCUGCGG